This is a messenger RNA of Xiphias gladius (swordfish), 1660 nucleotides long. RefSeq names its product NFKB activating protein (gene nkap). NCBI's taxonomy places the organism in Eukaryota, Metazoa, Chordata, Actinopteri, Istiophoriformes, Xiphiidae. The record is from RefSeq and is a predicted model, not a curated record. The transcript has 9 exons. Gene Ontology annotation, molecular function: chromatin binding. Gene Ontology annotation, cellular component: nucleus. Gene Ontology annotation, biological process: regulation of gene expression. The coding region runs from base 101 to 1363 and encodes 420 amino acids.
AAGUUGUCUCCUCCAAAUCGCUUUGUCGCCACCGAAGUCUGCACGGAGCUGAUCGGACACCGUCCUCCUCUCCUCUCCCUGUCCGAGGCAGUCGGUCGAUAUGCCUUUGUCGGAUCGAUCGAGCUCUGACAGCGGCGGGGGACCUCGGAGUCCCCGGGCCCGGAGACCCCGGACUCGCUCCCGCAGCCGCCAUCGCAGCGACAGCCGCGAACGGAGCCUGUCCCCGGACAGCUUUGGGCCCAAACUCCCGAAGCCUCGGAACCGGGAGAGAGAACGCGAGGAACGGGAGCGUCGAUUCCGGGAGGCGAGAAACAUCAGGCGGAUCCGCAUAGGGAGCCCCCGCCGCAGCCGGUCCCGGUCCAGAUCCCGGUCCAGGUCCAGGGAGCGUCACAACAACACCAACAACAACAGUCACAACCACUGGUCCGAGCAGCGGGACGCUCCAGGAAAACACGGCAGCUUUAAAGAUGAAUACUACUACGAACAGCAGCGGGACGACGCUCAGAGACAGCGACAAGAGGCCUUUAUCGCCAGGCGUCUGCAGGAGAGGGAGAGGAUUGGUGAGUUAGGUUGUCCUGAAGUGUGGGGGUAUUCACCCAGAGUGAAAGAACCAGACUCGGAUGAGUUCACACCAGUUGAAGAGGACGAGAAAAACAGCAGUUCAGAGUCGAGCUUAGAAGAAGAGAAGAAGAAGAAGAAGAAGAAGAAGAAGAAAAAAUCCAAGAAAAGAAAGAACAAAAAGCACUCAGAGGACAGCGAACUGGAAUCAGAAUCAGACGAAGAAGAAAUAAAGAAGAAGAAAAAGAAAAAGAAGAGCAAAAAGUCCAAGAAGUCCAAGAAGAAGAAGGCGAAGAAGAGCCGCAAGGAGUCCAGCGACUCCAGCAGCGAGGAGUCGGAGGAGGAGGAGGGGGAGGAGGAGGAAGAGGAGGAGGAGGAUCCCAGCGGGGUGAUGUGGGUGGAGAAAACCUGCUUGGACGAGGACGUGGUUGGCCCCGAAGCUCCACUCACCCACAUGUCCCAGGACGACAGGCCUUUGGAUUUUGGUCAUGCGCUGCUGCCGGGUGAAGGUGCUGCCAUGGCGGAGUACGUGAAAGCAGGCAAACGCAUCCCGAGAAGAGGAGAGAUCGGCCUCACCAGCGAAGAGAUCGCAAACUUCGAGAAGUCUGGCUACGUGAUGAGCGGCAGCAGACAUCGUCGUAUGGAGGCUGUGCGUCUGAGAAAGGAAAACCAGAUCUACAGUGCAGAUGAAAAGAGAGCGCUGGCAUCUUUCAACCAGGAGGAGAGGAGGAAGAGAGAGAGCAAGAUCCUGUCGAGCUUCAGGGAAAUGGUGUACAGGAAAACCAAAGGCAAGGAGGAGAAGUGAACAUGGCGCUUCCACAGUUUUCUCUCAGCUCACCUGUCAUUGGACACCAGUACGUUUUGUCCUGGGACUUCAGGCGUUUAUCUUUGGGAGGAUGAUCACAUUCAGUUUCAGGGGAAUGUACAGUGCGGGGGGGGGGAUUUUAACUAAGAACUGAGUUGUAUUCCGUUGUAUUAUUGUCUCCAUCCUAUUUACCCGCUGGAACUAGUCUUUCAUAUCAGCUGUUCGACCAUUAUUUUCUUUUUGUAAAUUCUUGCGUAUAAUCCUGAACAGAACGGUAAAUAAAGUUUCAUCAGUUCA